This is a messenger RNA of Eruca vesicaria subsp. sativa (arugula), 1515 nucleotides long. The record is from the annotation of a GenBank genome assembly. NCBI's taxonomy places the organism in Eukaryota, Viridiplantae, Streptophyta, Magnoliopsida, Brassicales, Brassicaceae.
AUGGCGAGAUGCUCAGCUGGUACUGUUGAUUGUCCAGGCUCACCCAAAUCUGUAAGAAUCGUUGUGGUUGGUGACAAUGGGACUGGCAAAUCCAGCUUGAAAGUAGCUGCAGUCUCCGAUUCUUUCCCUCCCAAUGUACCUCAUGUUCUCCCUGAUACCAAGCUUCCUUUUGAAUUCUUCCCUGUCGGUGUUCCCACCGCCAUUGUUGACACUUCCUCCAAGCCGGAAGAUAUGGACAUGGUUGCCGAGGAAUUGAGGAAUGCAGAUGCGGUGGUUUUGACAUAUGACUGUGAUCGACCUGAGACUCUCCAAGGUUUGAGUACUUACUGGCUUCCAGAGCUUCGGCGAUUAGAGGUAAAGGUGCCUAUAAUAGUGGUAGGGUGUAAGCUUGACUUGAGAGACAACAACAACCCAGUCAGUCUCGAACAAGUGAUAGAUGGUGUUCUUAGCGAGGCUGAGUUAAAUGAUUUUCAGGUCAAGUGUUUCCAUGCACCAUUACAACCUUCUGGAACUGAAGGUGUUAAGAGGGUUGUGCAAGAAAAGUUGCCAGAAGGUGUGAAUGAAAGAGGACUGACAGUGACCGGCUUCUUAUUUCUACAUGCACUUUUUAUUGAGAAAUGGAGGCUCGAGACAACAUGGACUGUACUUCGGAAGUUUGGGUAUAAUAAUGAUAUAAGACUCGCUGAUGAAUUGCUUCCACCUUCAUUAUUCAAGCGAGCUCCUGAUCAGAGUAUCGAGUUGAUGGAUGUAGCAAUCGACUUCCUGAAAGGAAUGUAUGUGUUGUUUGAUGACGAUGGGGAUAAUAAUCUGAGACCACAAGAAAUCGAGGAUCUUUUUUCAACUGCACCUAAAAGUCCUUGGACGGAAGCUCCUUAUGUGGAUGCGGCAGAGAAAACUUCCCUUGGAGGACUAUCGUUUGACGCUUUCUUGUCACUGGAGAAGAUGCUUAGAUCGCAAAAAGCAACAAUGUCAUAUGCUGAUAACACGGGAUCAACCACUGAUGAGCACUAUGCAGUAAAUAUGGUCGAUGAAUCUGUGAGUGCAAAGAAAACGCUUGUGAUGAGGGAAAUUCCAGAAGAUGGGGCUCAAGGGCUAUUUUCAUCCAAGGAGUCGUUGGCUCCAUGUGACAUAGCUGUCUUCGUGUAUGACAGUUAUGAUGAGUCAUCAUGGAAAAGAGCGACUGAGUUGCUUGUAGAAGUCGCAACUCACGGUGAGGCCACUGGAUAUGAGGUCCCUUGCCUCAUGGUUUCAGCAAAAGACGAUCUUGAUUCAUUCCCGAUCUCCAUACAAGAAUCCACCAGGGUGACGCGGGAUAUGGGAAUAGAGCCUCCAGUAUCCAUCAGCUCCAAGUUGGGGGACUUCAACAACUUAUUCCGCAAAAUCUUAACAGUAGCGCAACAUCCUCAUCUGAGUAUUCCAAAAACCAAGGCAGGAAAAAGCCGCAAACAUUACAACAUGCUAAUCAACCGCUCUCUUAUGGCUGUUUCAAGGAUUUUUUUUCAUCCAUAUUCUUAA